This is a messenger RNA of Brassica rapa (field mustard), 4147 nucleotides long. RefSeq names its product transcription factor MYB30. NCBI's taxonomy places the organism in Eukaryota, Viridiplantae, Streptophyta, Magnoliopsida, Brassicales, Brassicaceae. The record is from RefSeq and is a predicted model, not a curated record. Gene Ontology annotation, biological process: response to auxin.
UUUUCAAGUUUAAUAAAUCAUAGUUUGGAAACAAAAGCUUGAUAGGCUAACAUGCGUUGAGUCAAAAGUGUAGUCACCAUCCACUAGUAUGUAUCCAAACGGUGAAUUAAUGUGUAAGCAAAAACUAUAUGAUUUACAUUUUCAUCUCCUCCCACUUUAACAAUGUUUCCAACCUAGCCGCACUUUAUUGUGUGUUAUUUUAUCUUUGUUUUUAAUGUAUAUGUUAUCUCUAGUUUAGAAUUAUUCAAGUCUCUAUCAUAUGAGUCUCAAACAUUAUUCAUCAGGCCAUUCAUCCUCUUAGUCUUAGGUGCAAGACAAUCUACUCCCGUGGAUGGAUUUUCGAUGGUUAUAAUGCAUAAUGAAGUCAUAAAAUCUGCAUGAAUAAGGCGGUUUAAACGGCAUAAACUAUUUAAGAAGAAUUUUUGAACAUUAAUACUUCAUAAUAACUACUAUUUAUAAGUUUGUUCUAUUCACUCUUUUUUUGUUUCUAUGUACUCAAAAUUAAUAAGAAGAAUAACAAUUUUCUGAGUCGUGUAAAAGCAUCUGUUGGCAUAACGAAUUAAAGAUUGUCCGAGUUUUAAAAAAAUCGUUAUAAAAAAAUAUAAAUUAGAAUUUAAAACUUUAAAUUUUCAUUAUAUUUCUAAAUUUAUAUCCUAUCAUUUAAAAAGAAAAAAAAUAUUUAAAUAAAAUUAUUAACUUUAAAAUUAUAUUGUUACUUUUUAUAUAUACCCUUUAACUUUUUUUGAAUGGCACUACACUAACAAUCAAAUUGGCAGAUAAGGGUAUAUACUUGACGUGCCAACGGCUAGUCUUCUUGAUACCAUUAAGACUUGACCAGAUGGCCGGAAUAACUGAGAAGAUGACUUCAAUUAAUGGGUCCCAGUUUAUAAAAUAAGGCCCGUUAUUUGAUCACCAGGCCCAAACAUUCAAUAGCCUUAACUCGGUAGUUUAACAACUUGAUAACCAAACCUAACAACCGGUUAAGUGCGGUUCUCGAUUCGUUUUGGUUAAAAGGAAAAUGGUACCGAUCGCAUGCACUGUCACUUGCUGAUAAUAAAUAUCGACUGAACUAUGCAUUUGUUCUUAUGUAUUACUGCAUGUGCGCUUGCAGUGCUUUUAUUUCUCUUCAUUGCAAAUAUUAUUUUAGUUUUCUGUUUUUAAUAUUGGCAAAUAAUAGUAUAGAUACCUAAUAUUUAUUUUUAUGCUUAUAAAUUAUAAUUUUCUCUCUUUUUAUUUAUUUUAUCUAUCUAAUAAUUAAAAUAGGUAUUUACGCUGGAAAAUGUGCUUUGCCCGUCCCUACAUCACAAGCACCAUCCAUACAUCACACAUGCAUUCCAUGUUAUUGAGUCGUCAUUUAAUAAUAGCAAAACAUAUAUAUGCAUUUAUAAGAAUAUUAUGCCUCUGAUAUUCCACCUCCAUGCUUAUUAUGAUUCAUCCCUACACUUUUAAUGCGUUAUGUGAGAUAUAUAGUAAAAAUAUCAAAUCUACAAUAUAUCAUAUAAAGUACAUAUCUCCCGUUUCUAUGGCCGUCGAAAAUUCGUAUUACUUUAAAAGAAAGUUGGAUUCGUGUUAUAUGAGUUGUUUUUUUUGGUUUUAAUGCAUGUAUUGACGUCUUUGAGUUGAUAACGCAACUAUGCAAUUUAAAUCUAAAUGGUUGAUAAACAGCCUGUUAACACAAUAAAAAAAAAGUUUUAUAAUCGUACAUAAUCGGUAAAAAGACAAAAUGAAAUUUCACACUUGUUAUUAAAAAAGAAAACCUACCUGCGUAAAAUAAAUAGACAUAGCACAACAUGCAUUGACAAAAGAGACGAAAUUGAAGGAGUCCCGUGUCUCUUCUUCUUCCUUUUCUUCCGGCCUCGUGAAAAUCAAAUUGAUCUCAUCUUUUUAACUAUUUGUUGACAUAUAUACAUACAUACACAUGUUCACAUAAAUAGAUAUGGUUGUAUGACUUGUGUCUAUCAAAUCCAGAAAUCUCCAUUAUCUUAUGCCAAAUUCUCAUACUAAUAUCUCUAAUUAAUCUCUUUACACCACCUACGAUAACGACAUAUGUAACGUACAAUUAAUUUCAUCUAAAACUAUGUUUACCAAAAAUCCAGAUGUGGUCCACUAAUACCAAUCGCGAACCAUACCCGAAUAAAACAUACAAAAUCAUAUUUUGAUAUAUUAUCAUGGAUAUACAAACAUUAUAUAUAGAGAAGUCAUGACGUAGACCAUCAUGUAAUUUGACAAACGCCAAAGACCCACUGGUUCUAUCCGAAACAGCAAAAAAAAUUCUUUUUUAAAAGAAUAUCAAUUCAUUUCAUGGAACACCGAAACAGCAAAUCAUGACGCAGAGAAAAUCUCGUUCGUCAAAAGACCCUUUCGUCAAUUUCUAUUAUUAACAAAGCCUAUGCAUUACACAUAAAUGCAAUAGCCACUAUUCAAUUCUUAAAAUUAUCAUAGCAAUAAAUCAAAAGCUAGAGAGGGAGAUAUCAUCUCACAUAUCAUUAUCAUGCAUGUUCCCGUUAUUUUAAAUAACAUAACCCAAAUAAUAAUAUUUUUUUUGAUAUUAGGGUUUUUGAAAGGAGCAAGCCCACAUUGAAUGCCACGCGGUUUUGUGUGGAGGGUAGAGACUUUUACUUUCGCUACACAGCUGACUUUGGAGGCUUUACCUCCACUUUUGUAGUUAAUGCUUUACACAUUUUAUUUUAAUUUAUUUUAUAUUUAUUAGAUUAAAUACUCAAUUUUGAGAGACCAAAGAGGGGUCAGCACUCUCUCUUUCUAUUUAUAUAUACAUAGAAGAAGAAGGUGGACAUAGACCUUUGUCGCCAAGCUUAACCAUUAGAUACAUCCAAAGUCAAGAGUACUAAUUAGUGAGCUUAAGAGUACUGUGACUUAUCAACAAGUAAAGUUAUUCCAAUUUUCUUCUAUUUUCUUGGCAAAGAGUUGUUGUAGUCGGAAACUAAGAGAGGGAAAAAGUUUAAAGGGAGUGAUUAUUAAUUAGAUUAAGAGAGCUCAAGAUAAUGGUGAGACCUCCUUGUUGUGACAAAGGAGGAGUGAAGAAAGGGCCAUGGACUCCUGAAGAAGAUAUCAUUUUAGUUACUUACAUCCAAGAACAUGGUCCUGGUAAUUGGAGAGCCGUUCCGACCAAUACUGGAUUGCUUAGAUGCAGCAAGAGUUGUAGGCUUAGAUGGACAAACUAUUUAAGGCCAGGAAUCAAAAGAGGCAACUUCACAGAACAUGAAGAAAAGAUGAUUGUCCAUCUCCAAGCCCUAUUAGGCAAUAGAUGGGCUGCAAUUGCAUCAUAUCUUCCACAAAGGACCGAUAAUGACAUUAAGAACUAUUGGAACACUCAUUUGAAGAAGAAACUCAACAAAGCCAAUCAAGAUUCUCAUCAAGAUUUUGAUCAAUCAAGAGACCUCUCUUCUUCUCCAUCGUCUUCUUCUGCUAACUCCAACUCAAACAUCUCAAGAGGCCAAUGGGAAAGAAGGCUUCAAACUGAUAUUCACUUGGCGAAGAAGGCUCUCUCUGAAGCUUUGUCUCCUGCUGUGGCGCCAAUCAUUACCUCUACAUUUGCCACCACGGCCACAACAUCUUCUUCUGCUGAAUCAAGACGUUCUACUUCCUCAGCUUGCAGGUUUCUUAGGACGCAAGAAACAUCUACCGCUUAUGCCUCGAGCACCGAGAAUAUAGCAAAAUUGCUCAAAGGGUGGGUGAAGAACUCUCCGAAGAUUCCGAACUCUUCAGAUUUAAUGGUUUCUCCAGAUUCUGAGACAAAAGAUGUGAUCAAGAGUGAUGUCGAGGACUGUGCAGGGGCAUUCCAGUCAUUUUCGGGGUUUGAUCACUUGAAAGAUUGUGACUCAUCAUAUCAUCAGGCUGGAGUAUCACCGGAUCAUGAGACCAAACCAGACAUAACUGGAUGCAGUAACCAAAGUCAAUGGUCUUUGUUUGAAAAGUGGCUGUUUGAGGAUUCUGGUGGACCGAUUGGUGAUAUUGUGUUGGAUGAAAACCCUUAUUUCUUCUGAAGAAUUUGCCUAAUCAGAUGGUUCUAAUUUUAGGAUCAUCAUCUCUUUUUCUUUGUAUAAUUUGUUUAUUUUUGGCUUUCCGAAUUAACUAGCUUAGAUAACCUGGGCUAAUAUUAAUAAUUUUAUUUAUUUUCCCUCGGAAA